Molecule: messenger RNA, 960 nt
Organism: Lodderomyces pseudojiufengensis
Lineage: Eukaryota; Fungi; Ascomycota; Pichiomycetes; Serinales; Debaryomycetaceae
Exons: 1
Coding region: 1-960 (319 amino acids)
Cellular component (GO): nucleus; cytoplasm
Molecular function (GO): tRNA-specific adenosine-34 deaminase activity
Source: RefSeq, a predicted model, not a curated record
AUGACCCAAGCGAAAGAUGAUAUUAAGACACAUGAUGUUGAUUUAAAAAUUGGAAUCAUAGGUGGGGUAUUAAAGCAAAUCAGAAGACUGAAUGAUACUGAUCCAGAUGUUCCAGAGUUAAUGAAAGUAUGGAGCUGCGAUAUUAAACCCAAACAAACUAAAGAUUUAUUAGCGAUAUUGAGAGAGUUCAAUGAGGAAGAGCAGGAACUCAAACAUUUAAAACGAUUUACAAAAAUUAAUGAUGAUACGAUCAGAGGUAUCAUAUGCUUACAAAAUCGGAAUGACCAAAAUGAAACAAUUCUAAAGCAUGUUAGAGACUUAAAACCUGAACGUAUCGAAAUCAUUGAAGUUCCAAAGUAUCCGGCUUUUUCUAAAGAAGCUUCCCUCAGAUGGUCGUCAAUUUGGCCAAUGUUAUGGAAAGGAAAUCCGAACCAUCAAUUUUUAAAUGAAGUCAAGUAUGACAUGAGUCAAGAGAAAAAAAUGCUUUCUGAGUUGUUGAAGCAAUUGGUGAACAAUGAGUCUAGGCAAGUACUGGCCACAAUCAUGGCAAGAUCAAUCAAUAAUGAGCUUGUAAUUCAAGCUUCAGCUACAUCAGGAUUGCACUCUAGUCCUCUGGAACAUAGUAUUAUGAAAGUUAUCGAAUCAAUAGCAGAGAGUGAGAUUUCAAGUAGACGUGCAAAAGUUCAAUCAAAAGCACAGAAUGGUUAUUUGUGUACAGGUAUGAUAGUAUACACAACUCAUGAACCUUGUGUCAUGUGUAGUAUGGCUUUGAUUCAUUCUAGAAUUGAAAGACUAACAUACUUAAAGCCCAUUAAGAAAAGUGGAGGGAUAGAGUCUUCUUAUUACCUUGGUGAUAUGGAUGGUUUGAAUUGGAAAUUUCCGAUAUGGAGAUGGCUAGGAGAGAGUGAGUUGAAGGUUUUAGAUGAAAUUGACGACAAUAUUGAAAGUAUAGACUACUGA